Olea europaea var. sylvestris is the source of this 606-nucleotide messenger RNA. Its product is annotated as receptor like protein 30-like. The transcript has a single exon. The record is from RefSeq and is a predicted model, not a curated record. NCBI's taxonomy places the organism in Eukaryota, Viridiplantae, Streptophyta, Magnoliopsida, Lamiales, Oleaceae. Gene Ontology annotation, molecular function: protein binding. Bases 1 to 606 code for a protein of 201 amino acids.
AUGGAGCUCAAAAUACUACAAUUGCUACUGUUUCUGAGCAUGAAACAAUUGGUUUCUGCUGAAAUUAGGUGUAUUGAGAGUGAGAGACAAGCUCUAAUCAAGUUUUCAGGUAAUCUUAGUGGGUUAACGUGGGGAAGUGAAGAAGAUAAAGGGGAAUGUUGCGAUUGGGAUGGCGUGUUUUGCACCGACACUGGUCAUGUAUUCUCUCUCGAUAUAUCUGGUAUGUAUUUAAGAGGUAAGAUAAGUCCAGCAUUGCGAGAGUUGCAGCACUUGAAACAUUUGUCCCUCGCAAACACUAAUUUAACAAUUGAUAACCUUAAUUGGCUUUCUGAUAUUUCUUCGUUAUCUUAUCUCGACUUGAGUGGUGUUAACCUCAGAGUUGUAACCAACUGGUUACAGCCAAUAGCAAAGCUAUCUUCGCUUGCGGAAUUGUACAUGUCAGGCUGUCAACUCCGCGACCCCAUGUCUGCAUUUGAUGUCUUUGCAAAUUCUUCUUUGUCUAACCUUUCAACUCUUGAUCUAUCCCACAAUGAUUUCACUUCCUUUGACUCAUUGUUUAACUUCAGUAGAGUUCAUACUGUCCUCGACCUCCUUAUAAUCAGCUAG